Messenger RNA from Setaria italica (foxtail millet), 856 nucleotides. RefSeq lists its product as uncharacterized. The record is from RefSeq and is a predicted model, not a curated record. NCBI's taxonomy places the organism in Eukaryota, Viridiplantae, Streptophyta, Magnoliopsida, Poales, Poaceae. Bases 96 to 554 code for a protein of 152 amino acids. The transcript has 4 exons.
CAGCCUGCAGCGGAUCCGGCUCGCCCUGGCUGGUUGCUCGUCGGCGUUUUUUCCUCGUCUUCUCCGGUGAGCUCUACGGCGGCGCCGUCGAGGGGAUGGACGGCCAGCCUAAUUGGAGAGCGGGGACGGCGGCCUCGAGGCUGUCGUACAAGAACGUCACCAUCGCCGUGUGCGCCUUUAACCUCCUCGUUGCUGCCCUCCUCCUUCACAACUACUUCUCGUCUUGGACGCGCAUCGCAGGCGGCGACCAGUUCGAUUCUGCUCAGCUUCGGUAUAUAUGGGAAUCUGAAGAGUUGCGUCGGGCUAUGGAACCUGUGGAUUUGAUUAGAAGAGUGAAGGAAAUUGAGCAAGAAGCUUAUGGUGAGCAUGGCAUGGCAACACAAGAUCCUAAGCAAACUGCUGCUGUUGAUUUAUCAAAUAGGCUGAAAGAUUUGAGGGCGGGGAAUGAUGGCAGCAGCCAAAAAGCCCUUGAAGAAUGGCGUAAACGGAAGAUGGAGCGUGCAAGGCAACGAGCGAUAGAAAAGAAUGGGACAUCCAGUGUGAAAACACGAUGAGACGUGAGAAUUGUUGUUCAGCACAAGGGAUUUUUCUUUCGUGAGGUUUGGAGUUGCUGUGGUGUGCAUUCAAUUCAGUCUGUUGAGCCUAGGCACGAGAGAAGCUGUGGUGUCCGUCUCUCCGAUGUUUGUAAAUGUACUUGUAGCACUGUUGUUGUAGAAGUGGUUAUUUUCCAUGUUGUUGUGUUUAAGUAGCAUGUAUCAGUAUCAAUUUUAUUUGUAAAAAUUAAAAAAGGGCUACCUUUUCCCGUGCUCAUGUAUAAUUAUUAAAUAGAGAAAAUAUCAUUUUAUAGUUUUAUUAA